AUGGGGAAACAGAACAGCAAGCUGACCCCUGAGGUGAUGGAGGACCUGGUGAAAAAUACAGAAUUUAAUGAACAUGAACUCAAGCAAUGGUAUAAAGGCUUUCUGAAAGACUGUCCCAGUGGUAGACUCAACCUUGAUGAGUUUCAACAGCUAUAUGUCAAGUUCUUCCCUUAUGGCGAUGCUUCAAAGUUUGCACAACAUGCAUUCAGAACCUUUGAUAAGAACGGGGAUGGUACAAUUGACUUCAGAGAGUUCAUCUGUGCCCUGUCCAUUACAUCACGAGGUAGCUUCGAACAGAAACUCAACUGGGCCUUCAACAUGUAUGACCUGGAUGGAGAUGGAAAAAUUACACGUGUAGAGAUGCUAGAAAUAAUAGAGGCUAUUUACAAAAUGGUUGGCACUGUGAUCAUGAUGAAAAUGAAUGAGGAUGGGCUGACCCCAGAGCAGCGGGUGGACAGGAUCUUUAGCAAGAUGGAUAAGAACAACGAUGACCAGAUCACACUAGACGAGUUCAAAGAGGCAGCGAAGAGCGACCCGUCUAUUGUAUUGCUUUUGCAGUGUGACAUGCAGAAGUGA
This is a messenger RNA of Chanos chanos (milkfish), 576 nucleotides long. RefSeq names its product visinin-like 1b (gene vsnl1b). Gene Ontology annotation, molecular function: calcium ion binding. The transcript is spliced from 3 exons. Lineage: Eukaryota; Metazoa; Chordata; Actinopteri; Gonorynchiformes; Chanidae. The record is from RefSeq and is a predicted model, not a curated record. The coding region runs from base 1 to 576 and encodes 191 amino acids.